AAUUUAGCCCCCUCGUGCGCCGUCAUAUUUUGAAAGAAAAUUCUUAAUUUUUGCUAAACAAACCGACUUGUAUUCGAAUUAUUGCUUGUAGUUUGUUUCGGGCGGUUUUUUAAGGACUGAGCAUCAUAAUGAGCACCGAAUCAACGAAACCUGCGCCCAACCAGGAGGCAAUUGUGGCCCAGUUUCAACAGCUGCGGAACGACCAGCGAAAUUUGGCCAACAAUCUAAAUACCCUGGAAAUGGACUUGCGGGAGCACAAAACUGUGAUAGAAACAUUGAAGCUGGCCGAUCCGGAUCGCAAGUGUUUUCGUCUGAUUGGCGGCGUCCUCUGUGAGCGGACCGUGAAGGAGGUGCUGCCGCAGCUGGUGGAGAACCAGGACUUUAUUGCCCAGACCAUUACCUUAAUCACUGAGGAUCUGAGCAAAAAGGGCACAGAGCUGAACAAGUUCAAGGAGGAGCACAACAUCAAAAUUCGUGGCGAGCACCUGGGCGCCGAGGGUGGCAAGGAUGCGGAGACCAGCGGCAGCAAGUCUGAGAACCGCAACGUACUCGUCUCCAACUAGAGAGCAGAGAACCCAGCCAGCGCAGCGUAUUUAUUGUGUCUAUGUAUGAAAUGAACUCUGCCAAGAUAACUCAACCGAUCGCCGGAUCAUGGAUUGAAAAAUCGAAGUUCUAAUGUUAUAUGUAUUUUUAGCUGUAAGGCGAGUUCACACGCCCACUCACAUCCCAAAUCUCUCAUUCACGCGCAUAACACACCACUCAACCAAACCACACACCGGCACCGAAAGUAAACCACUUCUGUAACAGAAUA
Molecule: messenger RNA, 811 nt
Organism: Drosophila guanche
Lineage: Eukaryota; Metazoa; Arthropoda; Insecta; Diptera; Drosophilidae
Gene: Pfdn2
Product: probable prefoldin subunit 2
Exons: 2
Coding region: 129-563 (144 amino acids)
Biological process (GO): protein folding
Cellular component (GO): cytoplasm; prefoldin complex
Molecular function (GO): protein folding chaperone
Source: RefSeq, a predicted model, not a curated record